UGAAAACCAGUGGCGGUCGUCUGUCUUAUGAUGUGGCGGGGAUUACUUGAUGCCUCUCUAGGCGGAGUGAUUCCGCGGAGAAACGAGCGGAGGAAUACGUUGAAGCUCUUCUCUGCCGCUUGCUUGGUAGCCAUGAUGGGAGCUUGAGCCUGCGGCUGUGGAGACAUGAAACGCGGGCAGGUUCCUGCACAGACCAUCACGGUCCUCCUAUAUCGGUGACUUUAGGGCCUUUACCCUUCUCUCCGGUCAGAGGAAGGCGUCAUCACGGAACUCUGUACUGAACACUGCAUUAUUUUCCACCAAGGAUAAUUUACCGAUUCACAUUUACCGAGCCCGGGGCUGGGCUGUGGAAAUAACGGCACAAUAACCGUCCCCUUUUUGCUGUCAUCAAACGUUACGUAAAGGGUGUCGGGGCUUUUUUUUUUUUUUUUUGCAACCACCGGAUCUGUUUCUGCUUUAGACACCACCCCCGUGUGGAUUUAUCGUGACUGUCCAAGGAAGUCGAUCUAGUCCCCGGUAUUUUAUAAUCCCUCUCCCCCCCGUCCGGCAAUACUCUGGCCUCCCCCGGUAGCCCUCGGAGCAGCACUAGGAGGAGGAGGAGGGGGCGGAGAGGGGAGUUUAGCGGCCGGACAGAGGAGGCAGAUCACGGAGUCGGGGCCGCUGCUGCCCCACAACAGCAGCACCCUUCAGCCCCGCUCUCCUCCUUUUUCCCGACCCCCAGGCUCCCCGACAUGACUGCCAUAAUCAAGGAAUUCGUCAGCAGAAACAAAAGGCGAUACCAGGAGGAUGGAUUCGAUUUAGACUUGACAUAUAUUUAUCCAAACAUAAUUGCUAUGGGUUUCCCUGCAGAAAGACUUGAAGGUGUAUACAGAAACAAUAUAGAUGAUGUAGUAAGGUUUUUGGACUCAAAGCAUAAAAACCAUUACAAAAUCUACAAUCUGUGUGCUGAAAGACAUUAUGAUACCAACAAAUUCAGCUGCAGAGUUGCACAGUAUCCUUUCGAAGAUCAUAACCCACCACAACUUGAGUUAAUCAAACCUUUCUGUGAAGAUCUUGACGAGUGGCUGAGUGAAAAUGACAAUGUAGCAGCGAUCCACUGUAAAGCUGGCAAAGGACGGACUGGUGUGAUGAUAUGUGCCUAUUUGCUACACAGAAAAAAAUUUAUUAAAGCACAAGAAGCUCUGGAUUUUUAUGGAGAAGUACGGACCAGAGACAAAAAGGGAGUGACUAUCCCCAGUCAAAGGCGCUAUGUAUAUUACUACAGCUACUUGCUAAAGAAUAAUCUGGAUUACAGGCCGGUGGCAUUGCUAUUUCACAAGAUGAUGUUUGAAACAAUUCCCAUGUUCAGUGGAGCAACCUGCAAUCCUCAUUUUGUGGUUUACCAGCUAAAGGUGAAGAUCUUCACCUCCACAGGACCCACAAGGCGUGAAGAAAAAUAUAUGUAUUUUGAAUUUCCUCAGGCUCUGCCUGUUUGUGGAGAUAUCAAAGUUGAGUUUUUCCACAAGCAAAACAAAGUGAUGAAAAAGGAAAAAAUGUUUCAUUUUUGGGUGAACACAUUUUUUGUGCCGGGACCCGAAGAAUAUUCAGAGAAAGUUGAAAAUGGGACAUUAGUUGGUGCACACGAACUAGAUGGCAUAUACAGCACAGAACGCUCUGACAAUGACAAGGAAUAUCUUACCCUCACUUUAACAAAAAAUGAUCUAGAUAAAGCUAAUAAAGAUAAGGCCAACAGAUACUUUUCUCCAAACUUCAAGGUGAAGCUAUUUUUCACUAAAACAGUAGAAGAAUCUUCAAACUCAGAAGCUAGCAGCACGACUUCCGUAACACCGGAUGUUAGUGACAAUGAACCUGAUCAUUAUCGAUAUUCUGACACCACUGACUCUGAUCCAGAGAAUGAACCUUUUGAUGAAGAUCAGAUUACACAAAUUACAAAAGUCUGAGGCUUUUUUUUUUUUUUUCCUUUUUUUUUAAAUCGAGGGAAAUAAAACCACAGAAGAGACAAACUUGAAUAAACUGAAAAAGGACCUUUUGUAAAUGUCAAAGGCUUAUCAGAAUACCAGAUUUAGCAGCAGUUAUGUUUAUCCUUGACCAAUGUUGCUUUAGCCCGUGGGGAGCGUUUUUUUUAUUUUAUUUUUGGCACUAUUGCCCACGUAAAAGAGAAAUCAGAGGUGAAGAAAAAAAAAAGAAAAAUGAAUGCAGCAAUCAAAAACGGAAAGCAAAAGGUUACCUAGUAAUGAUGUGUAAAUACCAUUUUUGUGUCUAAAGGACGUCUAAAAUCUUAAUUAGGAUAAAUAAAGAUGGCACUUUCCCAUUUUAUUCCAGGGUUUUUUUUUGUUUUUGUUUUUUUUUUUUGGCUUGUUUUUAAGUGGAAAUGUUUAUACGUAGGAAUUUUUACUUUUUUCUUGUUUUGUCACUAACUGAAGUUAAUGUGCUUUGUGAAAUAUCAGGUUCAUUUCCUGUCUCUUCACAGCCAAAGUGGCAACUGAUACAAUUGGCUAAAAUAAAUUAAUGUGUUUUUGUAGUUCUUCUGUAUUGUACAAAGUGGGAAGAAAUACUUUAAAAAAAAAAAAAAAAAAAAAUGGAAUCUAUGGUCAGCUGGAUUCAUAUACCAUCUCAAGCUACUUUACAUGCCCCAUAGCAUGCUACAAUAAUGAAUUAUCCAUGACCAUCAUAUAAGGAAUUUUCCACUGUUGCUGCUUCUUGUUUGUGCAUUUUAAAGCAUAAUGGUGCUAGAAAAAGGCAGCUAUUAGGGAGUGAUUCUGUAGAGGUACAGUAAUGAACAUCCAAAGUUCACAAGCGGGGCCCACACAUGGAGUUGUAAGCUUAUGGGGGGGUCACAGACAAUAACGCAUUAAGUGUUAUCAGUAGAAAUCUGGAGGCUAGGAACCCAUGAUAGGACUGAAUUUACAUUUUGUAACACACAAUUCAGUGACAGUAUCUCCCUUCCCUCUCAGUUCAAUGGCUGCUCCCUUUUGUUUAUGAAGGCCAGUGGUGAAUGAUGGAUGCUGUUAUUGCAUACAUUGUUUGAUGUACAGUUAUUGUAUUGGGUUUCCAUUCAUUUACCUGCUGUGAAUGCUUUAUGUGCUGCCUGCAAGCUUCUGCUUUCCCCCUACGCUUCAUAAAGGUUUUUUUUUUUUAUUAAAUGUUAAUAUUACACAGGAAACUUUAAUGUAUGAUUCUAGCAAAUUAUUUUUUGAAGAAAGCAGAACGUAUCCCUCUCUUCAGUUGCAUAGCUUUCAGCAGAUCCACCGUCUUGAUCUUACACAUUCUUUUACAGUAAGUUUUGCAGUUUUGCACACUUUUAAAUGUCAUUAACUGUUAGGGAAUUUUACUUGAAUGUUUCGUAUCUACAAUGUCGUAUUUUUUUUUUUUUUUAAAUAUAUAUACAUAUAUAUAUUUUUUAUUUACACAUGGUUAAGAGGACAGUGUUGCUUUAAACUUUUUCAACACUGCAGAUAAAAUUUGUGUAUAUCAAAAGUAUAAGUUGUCCCAAAUAUUCUUUAUUAUAUAUAAUGUCUAUUAAAAUAUUAGACGUCUGAA
Messenger RNA from Bombina bombina (fire-bellied toad), 3540 nucleotides. RefSeq names its product phosphatase and tensin homolog (gene PTEN). Gene Ontology annotation, cellular component: cytosol; nucleus; plasma membrane. Gene Ontology annotation, biological process: cell motility; phosphatidylinositol dephosphorylation; regulation of phosphatidylinositol 3-kinase/protein kinase B signal transduction. The coding region runs from base 732 to 1940 and encodes 402 amino acids. The transcript has 9 exons. NCBI's taxonomy places the organism in Eukaryota, Metazoa, Chordata, Amphibia, Anura, Bombinatoridae. Gene Ontology annotation, molecular function: phosphatidylinositol-3,4,5-trisphosphate 3-phosphatase activity; phosphatidylinositol-3,4-bisphosphate 3-phosphatase activity; protein tyrosine/serine/threonine phosphatase activity. The record is from RefSeq and is a predicted model, not a curated record.